AUGCCCAUACAACCCCGAACCGAUAGGAUUCCGAUGUUCUGCUAUACCAGCGGGCGAUGGUUAUGGAAUGAGCGUCAGCAAAUGGGGGCCCGAUACCGACGUUUUGAUAUCCCCAGCCUCGAGCAAGCAUCCUGUCAGGCGGUCGGGGCAAAGAAGUGUAUAUCAUUAAAGAAGAUUGGCGAAGGCAACUACAACAAGGCGUAUAGCCUUGAGAUGGAAGAUGGUAAAAAGGUCAUAGCAAAAAUCCCCCACCCUAAUGCCGGCCCACAAGUACUUACCACAACAUCGGAAGUAGCGACUAUGGAGUUCGCCCGCACCGUUUUGGAUAUACCUGUCCCAAAGGUUCUUGUUUGGAGUGCUACCGACCAAAAUCCUGUUCAAGCAGAAUAUAUUAUUAUGGAAGAAGCAAAAGGCUCCCAACUGCAUGAAGUCUGGCAGGACCUUUCACUCCGAACGAAGCGCGAUAUCAUUCGUGAGUUCAUAGAUGUUGAAAGGAAGUUGCUCUCGGUCUCCUUUGAAAAAUUGGGAUCAUUAUAUUUUCAAGAUAGCGGUGUCGCGGGAUGCGAGCCUGCCAUCGUUACAACUGGUCCAGAAGAUACCAUCAGUCACAUCGAAUCACGCUAUUGCAUUGGACCCAUCACUCGAAGAGAGUUCUGGGAUAAACAGCGGAGCAACAUGCAAUAUCACGGUCCAUGGAUAUCCUCGGCAGAGUACCUCAAGUCUGUCGCUCACCGUGAGAUCGACUGGAUUAACGCCCAAGCGAGUUCACAGAAAGCGACCGAGACCCCAUGGCAAUACACGAGUCCGAAGCAGUGUUCUCCAGAAGCACACAUAAAUCUGUUGCAGAAAUACCUAUCGACGAUUCCGGAAAUCGUUCCUAAAGAUGCAGAGCUUGUUUCGUCUAGACUUUGGCACCCAGACUUCCAUGCUGGUAAUAUCUAUAUCGACGAUCAAGCCCGGAUUUCAAGCAUAAUCGACUGGCAGGGAGCCUGGACUACCCCAGUAUUUAUCGGAGCCAACCCCCCAUUGCUUCUGGAUUAUGGGAUUGACAUGUUGAUGAAGCUCCCUGAUAACUUCAAAGAACUCGGCGAGACUGCAAAGGAUCAGCUUAGAUACCAAGUGUCUCAGUCUAUCUUGAUUCAUCAAUACGAAAAAUUGACGGCAGAGAAGAAUCCUUUGAUGUCCAAGGUGAUGCGACAUCCCCAUGGUCAAACUCUCAAGCAGUUGGAGGCCUUUUCUGGCGCUACCUGGGAUAACUGUCUCUAUCCUUUCGAAGAGUGUUUAAUCCGCGUUGAGAACGAAUGGGACCAUUUUGGUACGAAUAAACCAUGUCCAUAUCACAUCUCAGCAGAUGAGAUCCAGGAACAUUACGACGAGGCUGAGUCCUUUAACAAGAGUCAGGAAUUCUGGAAAGGACUACAGGGUAUCUUGACGGAAGAGGGUUAUGCGUCGAACGAGAGUUUUAGUAAGGCUGUAGAAGUGCUCAAGGAUUUGCGAGAAGUUGGGUUAGCUGGUUUGCAGGGCGAGGACCGACACAACUUCGACGACAAGACGGGUUGGGUAGCAGACCUCGACUCACAGAGUAGCUGA
Molecule: messenger RNA, 1590 nt
Organism: Cucurbitaria berberidis CBS 394.84
Lineage: Eukaryota; Fungi; Ascomycota; Dothideomycetes; Pleosporales; Cucurbitariaceae
Exons: 4
Coding region: 1-1590 (529 amino acids)
Cellular component (GO): mitochondrion
Source: RefSeq, a predicted model, not a curated record